AUUGAACAUCAUGUAUGUAGAAAGCCUCGAAGGAAAAUAUAUCGCGACAAUUAAUAAAAUACGUGAUACCGCUCGAAAAUUAGAAAUAAGUUUAAAAUAUUCGCGAGAUUUAGAAGCUGUCCGCUUUCUGCGGUAUUCUACCUUAAAAUCUCGCGAUAAAAUUUUAACGGAUGAUUUAAGGAAAGCUAAAAUACGAAACGAGCAGAUGUUAAAUUUAUUUCGACAAAGCGUUACGGACGUUCAACUUGGUUCCUUUGAUAUAUUGCCGGAAGCUUUAAAGAGACAAGUGCAAAGGACAUGGCACCAAAAGUACGAUACUUUGUUAUCGCAAAACGAGCGUUUGAAGAAACAAAUCAACGCUAUGAAUUACAAAAUGAAAGAAAAACAGAAGGAGGAAACAUUAUAAAUGCUGACGAAAAUAUUGAAAAAAUCUGCAGAAAAUGCUGGAUUCUAACAAAUAAAGCCUAAAUUAAAAUAUACAUUAUGUGUGUAUGACUUCAAAUUCAAGAUUAUCGCAAAUCUGGAAAAAUUACUAAAGUAAAAUUAUUAAAAAAAUAAAAUUUUUUGUAAAAUAAACUGAUGAAUGAAAAAAAUGUUAAAUGAACGCGCAUCGUCAACAUCAAAAAAAUAUGUUAUUAAUAUGUUUGUAUAAUAAUAUGUUUGACUUAGAUAAGAUUACAUCAUAUUUAUAUCAAUAAAAUUAUAAGAUAAUUAUGGGAUUUAAUUACAAUCUGAUUGGAUUGAACUGGUCAAAGAUUUAUAUGGCUUCUUUAUAUGAAUAACAUGUUUGCCAGUUUUGGUGGCAUAAAUUGCUAAUAGUAAAAGUAACAAAAAGUUCUUAUUCUUAUUCUUCUUAUAAAUAUCUUCUUAAUCAAGUUAAUAGAAUGUGGACUAAAAAUUACAUUAUUUUUAAAUAUAUUUUUAUUAAUACUUUUUU
This is a messenger RNA of Cataglyphis hispanica, 937 nucleotides long. RefSeq lists its product as uncharacterized. Bases 11 to 406 code for a protein of 131 amino acids. NCBI's taxonomy places the organism in Eukaryota, Metazoa, Arthropoda, Insecta, Hymenoptera, Formicidae. The record is from RefSeq and is a predicted model, not a curated record. The transcript is spliced from 4 exons.